Molecule: messenger RNA, 1226 nt
Organism: Pollicipes pollicipes
Lineage: Eukaryota; Metazoa; Arthropoda; Thecostraca; Pollicipedomorpha; Pollicipedidae
Exons: 3
Coding region: 380-1063 (227 amino acids)
Source: RefSeq, a predicted model, not a curated record
UCGGCGAGCUCUCGUCUCGGGUGCUGACUGCCAGCCGGGUGGCCAGGUCAGAGCCCGGGGCGGCAGACGGGUGACGCUCGUUGACCAGUGGCGGCUUACAGGAGCGGCGGGCCGUGCACUGAGUGUUGCCGGGGACCUGAGUGUCGGCGGAUACCGAGCGGACCGACGCACCGCCGGCAGACAGCGAUAGUGACCAGACCGCGUCACGGAACAGCUGGAGCGGUGCGCACGCUGCGGGUCACCGGGAGAGCAGCCGGCGAGGCGACCAGCGCCAGCGAUCACGCCAGCUGUGAGGCUGUGCGCCUCUCACGAGUGUGGUGAUCUGACGGCCGACCAGCGCGCAGCACGGGCAGCCAGGGCAGCCGCGGGGCGGCCGGGCAUGGGGCGGGCAGUGCAGACCGCAGGCAGGACUGGUCGGCCGGCGGCCCGGCCGGGCUCGCGGCUGGGUUCCGUCACGAGCCUCCGACUGAUGGUGACGCUGCUCGUCCUGGUCAUCGCCGACACAGGCCGGUGUCUCGACCUCACCAAGCUGGAGCUGGAUUCACAAGGCGAGGACCCGUCUGAUGUCGCGCCAGCUGCGCAUGAGAUGGUGGACCAGGCGUGCUCGCCCGACUCAACAAAGUGCAAAUUCACGUGCACGCUGCGUGACCUAGCCGUGACUCCCAUCGACAGCGAUCAGUCCACCUGUCCGGAUGCCGUCAUCACGUGGACGUUCAGCGGCUCGGCCGACUCGGUGGUGCGGCUCCGUCUGGCGCCGGCCGGGUCCGGCACCCGCUUCGGUCCGGGCGAGAGCCUGACGCUGCGAGACGACGGCGGAGAGCUGGCGGCGCUGACGCAGGCCGGCGAGGCCUGGGUGGCGAGCCGCGGUGCCAGCCUCACCGCCGAGUAUCGGCGCGCCGGAGAUCAGGCCCAGCGCGGUCGCGUGAUCAUGACGCUUGUAGCCUACAACACCAGUAAGCUCGGAGGAGAGGCAGGGAUGCGGAGCGAAGGAAAGGCUGGAAAGAGAAUGGCAAAGUGGGAGAGGACGGUGGACGUGGGUGGACGUGCACCGAGGGACGCCUAGGAUUGAAGAAGCUAAUGUGUUUUCGUCAUACAUUCGAAUAUUCGUGCUUUUUACUGUACGUUGUAGAAUUUGCGACUUUCGUCAGAUUCUCGGCUCUUUUGGAGGCGGGCUUCCUCAAAUGAGAACAGAAUUUCGAACAAUAACGCCUACAAAGAUGACAUUU